ACCGGAAAUGCGAUGGUUCCAUUAAUGUCAGUUUGACUGUAGUGGGAAGAUGGCGUCUAACAGUCGCCCUCAGCUGUUGCGGCCGCUGCUCAUUUUGCUGUUCGUUUGUUCUUUCUCCUUCGGCUCCGUCCUUGGGCUGAAGGCUGCCAUUGGUCCGGCAGAACCGCCCAAGGCUUCGGUCCACAGAGGAGAUGAUGCGGCAGCCAGGGAUGCACCUGCUCCUGCCGCUCCUGCUGGGGCCUCGCCGCCUCGUAGGGCGACCGGUUGGAAGCUGUCUGAGGAGGAGGCCUGUCGGGAGGACCUGACUCGGCUAUGUCCCAAACACACCUGGAGCAACAACCUGGCCGUCCUGGAGUGUCUGCAGGACCGCAGAGAGGAAACUGACAUUGCUGCUGACUGUAACCACCUUCUGUGGAACUACAAGCUCAACCUGACCACGGAUACAAAGUUUGAGUCAGUGGCCAUGGAGGUCUGCAAGAGCAGCAUCUCUGAGAUUAAGGAGUGCAAUGAGGAGGAGCGGGGACGGGGCUACCUGGUGUCCUGCCUGGUGGAUCACCGUGGCAACAUCAGCGAUUAUCAGUGUAACCAGUAUGUGACUAAGAUGACUGGCAUCAUUUUCAGUGACUACAGAUUCAUCUGUGGCUUCACGGACAAGUGUAAGGAGGACAUCAACAGCCUGCACUGUGGGAGCAUCAAUGUGGGACAUAAGGACGUACACUCCCAGGGUGAGGUCAUCGCCUGUCUGGAGAAGGCCUUGGUUCAGGCAGCAGAGCAGCAGGAUCAAGUAUAUUCCAUCAAAGAGGAGUGUCAGAGGGCGAUCCUGCGGGUGGCCGAGCUGUCGUCAGACGACUUCCACCUCGAUCGCCAUCUUUACUUCUCCUGUCGGGAUGACAGAGAGAGAUUCUGUCAAAAUAUUCAGGCAGGAGAAGGCAAAGUUUACAAGUGUCUUUUCAAUCACAAGUUUGAAGAGGCCAUGUCAGAGAAGUGCCGCGACGCCCUGACCACCCGUCAGAAGCUCAUCUCUCAGGACUAUAAAGUCAGUUACUCUCUGGCCAAAGCCUGUAAGAUUGACCUGAAGAAGCAUCGCUGCAACCUGGACACCAACCUGCCCAGAGCCCGUGAGGCCCGGCUCUCCUACCUGCUGCUGUGUCUGGAGGCUGCUGUUCAUCGUGGUCGUCCAGUCAGCGGAGAGUGUCAGGGAGAGAUGCUGGACUACAGACGGAUGCUCAUGGAGGAUUUCUCUCUGAGUCCAGAGAUCGUACUUCAUUGUCGGGCAGAGAUUGAGUCUCACUGCUCUGGUCUGCACCGCAAAGGCCGCACACUUCACUGUCUGAUGAGAAUCGGACGCAGUGACCGCAGCACUGCUGUGGACAGUGUCUGCCAGAGUUCAUUAAAAAGUCUGAUCCAGUCUGCCGACCCUGGAGCUGAUUACAGGAUCGAUCGUGCGUUAAACGAGGCCUGUGAAUCCGUGAUCCAGACCGCCUGCAAACACAUCCGCUCUGGAGACCCAAUGAUCCUUUCGUGUCUGAUGGAGCAUCUGUACACAGAGAAGAUGGUGGAGGACUGUGAACACAGACUGCUGGAGCUGCAGUAUUUCAUAUCCAGAGACUGGAAACUAGACCCCAUCCUGUAUAAAAAGUGUCAAGGUGACGCCGCUCGCCUCUGCUACACCCACAAAUGGAAUGAGACCAGUGAGCAGAUGCCAGCAGGUGCCGUUUUCUCCUGCCUCUACCGCCACGCUUACCGCACAGAGGAGCAGGGACGACGGCAAAAUCCUGACGAGCAGUUAUCCAGGGACUGUAAGGUGGAGGUUCAGCGGAUUCUCCACCAGAGGGCGUUGGAUGUGAAGCUGGACCCUGAACUUCAGAAAAGCUGUAUAACUGACCUGGGCAAGUGGUGCAGCGAGAAGACCGACACGGGACAGGAGCUGGAGUGUCUGCAGGAUCAUCUGGAGGACUUACUUUCUGGCUGCAGGGAUGUUGUUGGAAACUUGACAGAGGCAGAGUCAGAGGACAUUCAGAUUGAUGCUCUUCUCAUUAGAGCGUGUGAGCCCAUCAUUCAGACACACUGUCACGACGUGGCUGAUAACCACAUAGACACCGGUGACCUGCUGGACUGUCUGGUACAGAACAAACACCAGAAGGAGAUGAACGACAAGUGUUCAGUGGGCGUCACACACUUUCAGCUGGUCNAGAUGAAGGAUUUCAGAUUCUCCUACAAAUUCAAAAUGUCCUGUAAAGAGGACGUUUUGCGUCUGUGUCCAAAUAUCAAGAAAAAGGUGGACGUUGUCAUCUGCCUGAGCACCACGGUGAGGAACGACACGCUGCAGGACGUUAGGGAGCAGCGGGUGUCUCUGAAGUGUCGUAAACAGCUGAGGGUGGAGGAGCUGGAGAUGUCGGAGGACAUAAGGUUGGAGCCGGAGCUUUACGAGGCCUGUAGAUCUGACAUCAGUCGCUAUUGUCCCAAUGUCAACUUUGGAAAUGCUCAGAUGAUCGAGUGUCUGAAGGAGCAGAAGAAGCAGCUCAGUCCACGAUGCCACCAGAAGAUCUUCAGGCUGCAGGAGGGAGAGAUGAACGACCCCGAGCUGGACUACCAGCUGAUGAGAGUCUGUAAGCAGAUGAUCAAGCGUUUCUGCCCCGAGGCCGACGCCCGGAACGUUCUUCAGUGUCUGAAACAGAACAAAAACAGUGAGCUGAUGGAUCCAAAGUGCAAACAGAUGAUUACAAAGAGGCAGAUCACACAGAACACGGAUUACAGAUUAAACCCAGUGCUGAGAAAAGCCUGUCGAGCUGACAUCCCCAAGUUCUGUCAGUCCAUCCUGCACAAGGCCAGUGAAGACAGUGAGCUGGAGGGUCAGGUCAUCGCCUGCCUCAAACUCAAGUACGCCGACCAGAGGUUGUCUGCAGACUGUGAAGACCAGAUCAGAGUGAUUCUGCAGGAGUCAGCGCUGGACUACAGGCUGGACCCUCAGCUGCAGCUGCACUGCUCAGAAGAGAUCUCCAAGUUGUGUGUGGAGGAGGCAGCGGCUCAGGAGCAGACGGGUCAGGUGGAAGAGUGUCUGAAAGUCAACCUGCUGAAAGUCAAACAAGAGACGUGUAAAAAGGAAGUCCUGAACAUGCUGAAGGAGAGUAAGGCGGACAUCUUUGUGGACCCGGUCCUUCACACAGCCUGCGCUCUGGACCUCAAACAUCACUGUGCUGCCAUCACACCGGGCAGAGGACGACAAAUGGUCUGUUUGAUGGAGGCGUUACAGGACAAGAGGAUUCGUCUGCAGCCUGAGUGUAAGAAAAGACUUCAAGACCGCAUCGACAUGUGGAGCUAUGCCGCAAAGGUGGCGCCAGCAGAGGGCUUCUCCGACCUAGCAGUGCAGGUGAUGACGUCACCAUCCAAAAACUACAUCCUGCUGAUGAUUGCUCUGAGUGUGUGCGUCCUCUUCCUGGUGGGGCUGCUGUGCGGUCGUUUCACUAAGAGAGUGACCAGAGAACUGAAGGACCGGUAGAAGACAAGGGUCUGAGAAGGCCUCAGAAAAAGACUAGGUUCAUCGCGUCCUCUUCUUCUUCUUCUUCUACUUUCACUGAUACUUUGUUUGCACAGCGCCAGCAGCCGUGCCAUGUCUCGAUCUUCUGGUUGGUUUUAAACCUGAUGGCUGCUGCACCUUUGCAUCAAAUGCAAAUAUUUCUCCAUCACUGAAGUAAAUUCUCCGUCACCUUCUUCAACUCGAGGCAUCACCAAACAUCAAUAGAGCCUGAGUGGUUUGAAGGAAUAUGCCGUUACCAUGGACACAGUUCUUCUUUUUGGAGUAUGUGCUCUUCAUCUGGAUCAGCUCCAGAAUCUUUCUGGUUUUGACUCAAUCCUUCUGAUGUGACGAUUGUUUUUUCGCCUCCUGAUGCCGUUUCGGAGCAUGUUAAAGAUCAUUCUUUCUUAAGAAACUGAAGCCACAACAAAUCGCACAUAGAAAAAUCUGUGGCAAAACUUUAAGCUAACAAACACAAUGUCCCUGCUGAGUCCACGUUUUCUCCCAGCAGUCAUGAAGAAGUCCAUUCUGCUCAUGGUGUCCAGCGUCAUUUAAAAACCUGUUUAAUUUAAAACUGAAUUAGGUGUCAUUUCAUUGCACUUUUUUUUAAUGUGCGGCCUUAUUUAUUGUUUGUAGAUUACAUUUUUCAGUAACUGAUUGGUAGAACAUAAGGACUAAAUGUAUACUUUUUGUGUUUGUAUUAUAGCGCCCCCUCUGUCUUCUCUUCAUCUUUCAUUUUGUAUGAACUACAUCAGACUGGGCACUACACAUAUGUGUAUAUGUAUAUGUACAUAGAUGUACGUACUUAUAUAUACAUAUGUGUAUUUUUAUAUAUGCGUGGGUAUACAUAUAGGCAAAGCUAAGGUAACUGCUGGCUGUUCUGGUUGCAGCCAAGAACAGAGAGAAACUACCAAUAGGAGGACAGACUUUUGAUCAACAGUUAUAUCUGCAGAACAUCAUAAAACACUGAAUGUUAAUUAUGCCGAUGCAUCAGAGAGAUAGGAAAAUCUUUUUUUUUUCUCUGACAUUUGCUUACUUAAAAUAAUUUUCUAAAAUUUCUAGGCAUUUUUUGUUUUAUUUUAAUCAAAUGUGUUGCACACUUGCACAUUUUGCAAGUGUGAACAUGUGAAACUCAUGAUGAACAACUGUUACUUCCAAAGUGAUACAUUUGCAAAUUGACAGUUUCCAAUAAAAAAGUGAAUAGAAUGAAAUUAAACUUGAAGCUGAGCUGAUGAAGCGGGAGUUGAUCUUUAAGUGAUCCACGGUCUCAUAAGUGUUGGCCUUAGAGUGAAGACAACAAUCCUUUCAGUUUUAUAUCAACAUACUUUUUCAGUUUAUAUUUGACCAUGUAAUAUGACAAUGCAAAUCAAGUGUUGUGCGAUUUCAUUUUGCCCUUUGAAAAUUGAAGAUUUAAUAAAAAAUGUCUGCCGAUUUUUGUA
Messenger RNA from Cynoglossus semilaevis (tongue sole), 4953 nucleotides. Its product is annotated as Golgi apparatus protein 1-like. The record is from RefSeq and is a predicted model, not a curated record. Gene Ontology annotation, cellular component: Golgi membrane. The transcript has 27 exons. NCBI's taxonomy places the organism in Eukaryota, Metazoa, Chordata, Actinopteri, Pleuronectiformes, Cynoglossidae. Gene Ontology annotation, molecular function: fibroblast growth factor binding. Bases 50 to 3499 code for a protein of 1149 amino acids.